Molecule: messenger RNA, 5537 nt
Organism: Notothenia coriiceps (black rockcod)
Lineage: Eukaryota; Metazoa; Chordata; Actinopteri; Perciformes; Nototheniidae
Gene: shc3
Product: SHC (Src homology 2 domain containing) transforming protein 3
Exons: 14
Coding region: 957-2915 (652 amino acids)
Biological process (GO): intracellular signal transduction; cell surface receptor protein tyrosine kinase signaling pathway
Cellular component (GO): plasma membrane
Molecular function (GO): receptor tyrosine kinase binding
Source: RefSeq, a predicted model, not a curated record
UUUCUCGACAAUUACUGGAUGGAUUCCCAUGAUGGUUUGGUACAUUCAUGGCCCCCUCAUGAUGCAUUGUAAUAUUUAAUGGUACUCUUUCAUCUAGAACCAACAUAUCACAUUUAAAUGUAUACUAAUUUCUCCAAAAUGAACAAAAAAAGCAAAAGUAAUGACAUCCGGAUCAGACAUGGUAAAAAUGACACGUAAAAUCAGCAUGUUUCGGGCAUCGUAACAUUCAGAAAGCAAGCUCAAAGCACGGCUGUGUCACAUUUUUUAUAAAACACAUAUAAGAACAACCCACAUUUACCAAACUCAUUACAAAUAAAAAACACACUAAUGCCUUUGCUAUGCAGAGUGCUAUGGGUGUGAUAGCGCUGUUGCUAAGGAGGCUAAUAACACCAGACAAAGACCAAAUAAAACCGAGAUGUUGAUCCAUGUUUUUGUCUCUCUGCAGGUUGACGUGUCUGUCUACCUGCCUGGACCUGGUGAAGCGCUGCUGCCUGCUCUACAAAGACCUCAUGUCUUUCUCACACAUCUUCCAACCAAUCAGGACGCUGCUUUACAAACAUCUUUCAGCCCAAGCGUUACCAGAGCCUUUGAAGGAGCUCCACAGUGAGAUCCUGGAGAUCAUCAGCGGUGUUCCUGCGGCCCACAGUCGGCUGGUUUUAGAGAAGAAGAAGCCCAUUCCUCUGAAGCUGCUCACACCCAAGAUUGUUGAAAUAUUGGACUUUGGCGACAGCAGCAGCAGCAGCAGCAGCAGCUCAACACAACCACCACUGUAACCUCCAAUAGAGAAAAUUACAGUCAGGUGGCCUUUGAUUGCUAAAAGGCGUUUGCUGCCUGUACCGCUGCUGCUAUGUUACAGGAGAGGGUAAUCAGCACGGCUCAGCCACGUCUGCCAGCACACUUGUGAAAAAGGCAGGCUGUGCGCGUCGGUUGGUGGAGAGAGCAAGAGAGAGAAGGGUAUGCUUCACCGUACCAAAUACAACCGCUUCAGGAAUGAGUCAGUAACAUCCGUCGAUGAGCUUCUCCACGGCCUGUCCAUGAACCCCAAGGUCUCGGCCACCCCCCAGUCUGCAGCCGAGACAUCUUACACGCCCCCGACGGAGGUCCAGGCCUCCUCCACCUCCACCACUGCUUCCAGCACCUCCACCGGCCACGGCUCCGACCACCUGGAAGAUGGAGGCACCACCCUCUGCACCCUCAUCAACAAGGUGUCCAGCCUGAAAUUCAGCAACUCAGGCAGCCUGCUAGGCAUCAAAGGUCUGCCCUCGGCUGUCAAGGACCUGGCUGUGUCUAAGCUGCAGGGGGGUGGGGGAUCCAGUGGUUCGAGCCCCAGCGCGGCAGCCUCUGGUGUGGGCUCGGCCUCCCAUUCAUCCCCCGUCAACAUGAGCAAGAAGAGCAGGCUGGACGAACACCAGCCCGCCGGAGAGGACUGGAACACAGGUGGGGGUGGCGGACUGUUGAGCAAACCCCCCCGAGGGUGGCUACACUCGAGCGAGAAGAUCUCUGGUCCAGGAGUGACAUAUAUUGUGAAGUAUCUCGGCUGUUUAGAAGUCCUUCGGUCAAUGAGAUCUCUGGAUUUCACCACAAGAUCACAAAUUACAAGGGAAGCCAUCAGCCUGGUGUGUGAGGCUGUUCCAGGGACCAAAGGAGCUCUGCGCAAGAGAAAGCCACCGUCCAAAGCUCUGUCCAGUAUCUUGGGUAAGAGCAACCUGCAGUUUGCUGGCAUGUCCAUCAACCUGAAUAUCUCCACUAGUAGCCUCAACCUGAUGACCCCCGACUGCAAACAGAUCAUAGCCAACCAUCACAUGCAGUCCAUCUCUUUUGCAUCAGGUGGAGACCCUGACACAACAGAUUUUGUUGCCUAUGUAGCAAAGGACCCUGUGAACAGAAGAGCAUGUCACAUCCUGGAGUGCUCUGAUGGGCUGGCCCAGGACGUUAUCAGCACCAUCGGCCAGGCCUUUGACCUUCGCUUCCAGCAGUACCUUCAGUGUCCCUCCAGCAAAAUGUCCUCUACACAUGACAGGGUAUUAAACAUGGAGGAGUUGGCAUGGACAGAGGAAGAGGAGGAGUCAUCAGAGCAUCCUUACUACAACAACAUACCCGGGAAGAUGCCGCCCCCUGGAGGCUUCAUCGACACCCGGCUGACCAAUCAGAACGCAGCGUCAGAGGGAGGCCAGGUGGGCCCAGCUUCAGUGGAUCAGACAUAUUACCAAGGGCGGCACUGUGGAGAACACUGGGGAGAUGGAAGAAAGCCCAUAAUCAUACAACAGGGAUCCUUCGACAUAAACAGUCUGCCGGAGAGUAAAGGUCAGGCUUCAAAAACAGUAGAGAUGCCGGCGUAUGUGAACACUCAGCAGAUCGACGCCCAGGUGCUCGCUGCACUCCAGGCAGAGGCAGAAAAUGUGACGAAGGGCAUGGCGGCCGCAGCCAAAGAGAGCCCUCAGAAGGACCUGUUCGACAUGAAGCCCUUUGGGGAUGCCAUCCAGUCGCAGUCCAACCCGGGGUCCCAGGGGCCGGCCCAGCCCCAGGUGUCCAACCUCCACAAGGCGGCGUCCGUGGACAACCUGAGUCCCCUGCUUGUGCGCUCCGUGGCCUUCAGGGCCCAGGAGGAGCUGGAGGGCAAGACGUGGUACCACGGCAAAAUGAGCCGCCGCGACGCGGAGAAACUGCUGAAAGAAGACGGAGACUUCCUGGUUCGUAAGAGCACUACCAACCCGGGGUCCUACGUCCUGACGGGCAUGCACAAUGGACUUUCCAAACACCUGCUGCUGGUGGACCCUGAAGGCACGGUACGGACAAAAGACCAUAUAUUUGACAGCAUUAGCCAUCUUAUUUGCCAUCACCGUGACAACAAUCUGCCGAUUGUGUCAGCUGGCAGUGAACUUUGUCUCCUGCUGCCCGUUGGGAGGAAACAGUGAUGUUUGCAAUGCCUGCUGGGAAAUGGGAAGCUCUGAACAGUCUCUCCUAUCAUACUGAAACUUGAAGAUGGAACAUGAGAAGAUGCUUGAAGGCUUUACGCGCUGACAGUGAUUUUGGGGGAUUGGCCCGUGCUUACUUUACUGGAGGCACUGGAAGACCCAAGAUUUGUUGAAGAUAAAAGAAAUUAUUUAUAGAACUGUUAUUAUUUUGUUGUGAGGACUGAAAUGCUAUAUUUUUGAGAAGACAUAGGUGCAUUUGGACAUAAUAUCUUGAUUUGGUGUUUAAAAGCUAAAAGAAUAAAAAAAGACAAUUGUUCUUGUAGUUUAGACGAAGUGCAAAUCAAACCUCAAAGAGGUGUUAACAAGAGUAUUUUAGAAUAAAGACCUACAAUUUUAGUUUUGUCUGUCAAGCACAACCACAUUUCUACAGAAGCCGUUGGCUGAGAGGAUGAGCAAACAAACAGUUUGGAAAACUUAGUUUUUAAUGAAUUAGUUUGAUAAAAAAAAGGUCCUUUAAUCUCUCCGAUAGUGUGACAGCUCACUAAAUUAGUCACUAUAUGAAAUCUGCUUUUAUUGGGGAUUAGACCUGAAUGUGUUUUGCUUUGCAGUAGUCACAACGUGUUGGGGUGCUAACAGGCAUCCUUCAUAGUGCUGUCAAUGGCUUUAAAGAUAAACUUUUUUUAUGAUGUGUUUUCUCGUGUCACUGCAGUCGCAUGACUUAAAAUCAACUGUUCUUGUGGACAUUGUUCGUAGACCUUGAAACCCCUUCAUUUGAAAGAGGUGCUUGUGUAUGCUGACACUGUAAAAACUAUUUUUGCUUUUCAACCAGUGAUUAUUUCUGAAUUGGUUUCCUCUGGAUUUUUCUUUUAGGUGUGUAGUCAAUGAUUAGUUUGGGGGCUUGGGUCAUGCACUUGAUAUUCUCACAUUUUUAAUUAGCAUUUUCCGUCAUUUUUUGGUGGACUUUUAAAAGGUAUUGUUACUAUUUGAAUGACCGCAAAUGAAUAGCACAAUCAGAAUAAGUUGUAAGACAAAUUACCAAUGUGUUGAGAUGUAAUUGACCGUUUUUACUUAAGAAUUAGGCAAACACAAAGUGUGCACUCAAUACAUCAUGGUUAUUAUGAGAUCACCUUCACUUAUUUAUUAUAACAAAAGGAAUUUCUCACUGAUAUCUUAUUGCAAGACUACUGUUUUGCCACUAGAUGUCAUCGCAGAGAUACUUUUUAUCCCCGUCAGUCGCACACCUCUCUUGUGUUAUCACCUAAUAGUAGCAAAGGAUGCUGGCCGUGUAUUACUUUAAGAAUUCCGAUACCAACAUUUUUUUUGCUUGACAGUUCAGAGUUAAUUUGCAUUUUGCCGUCCACUGUACACAAUCAUUCCUCAGAACGGUUUGCUGUAUUUCCUCUUAAACACACUGUUUUUGUAGAGUAGGAAUCAGACAUGGCUCAUAGAAAUAAUACACAGCAGUUCUUUUUUUAUUUUAUUUUUUAUUUCAUUGUUCAUUUGGCAGGGACAUUGCACAUUCAUGAACACUUAAAACACUAAAUAUUUCAAAUGUAAAUAUGCCGGAUUUAGCUUUGAGCUACUUUCCAUCCACAGUCCCUCUAGCAACAGACUUUUCAAAUGCUCUCAUCCUUACUAUUGUCAGUACUCUAAUGGAUACCAAAUGAAUGGGGCAUUGUAUUUGAUAUGCACUGGACCACUUCAAUUGAACCAAAAUCAGCAUGUGUUCAAUGAGUUUGACAAGACAGAUGCAAUGUAAUAUAACGUGCCUGUAUUUUGCUGCAAGAGGGAGUGUACAAUACAUGCAUCUCACAACAACACUUAUUUUAGCAAAGAAGGAUCCAUAUGACAAUAUCCACCUCUGGAUUUAUUUUGGUUGAAGCUGAUAAGACUUUCCCUUGAUUCCUUGUGUCCUUGAGAGUGGAAGAGGCCAAAUAUUUGAUUGACAGAAGGUGAGAAAAAAAAGCGCGCAAAGAAUCAUGAUAUUUUUGGCAGUUAUCACCCAUUUACCUAAAAAAAAUCCUUUUUGAUGUAAUUUCAUCAAAUCUAAUAUCUUGGGAGAAGGAAUAAUGCGCCAAAUUUCAAAAAGCAGAAUGCUAUUUAUAUUAAACUUCUGAAGUGCACAUUUGUAGAACCAUCUUGACAAAGUUUUGAACAAAGCGUAUGAAUAUCUAAUUUACCAGGAACAUCUCCAUACUUGAAUCUCUCUGAUAACAACAUGAUUAGCUGUGUGGCAUAAAGAAAUUAUACAACCAAACACGCUGGGACACAAAAAGAACAGAGCUUCUUUCCAGAUUUCUGUUGAUGAAAAUGUGCCUUUUAUUUGUACAAAUGGUAUUUUUAUUUCUCUUCUCUCUUUCUUCAAAGUGCAAUAGCUAAUCUUCAAUGGGGCAUGCCUGUUCACUAGAGGUUGUGUUUUGCCCUGCUGCGUGUUGCUGCUUGAGACUACUGUUUCCUCUCUCUAUCUGUCUCUUUCUCUCCCCCCCUCCCUCUCUAUUAUAUAUUAUAAAUGUAUCAUUUCCAGGUUCUGAAUAUAAAUCUUUGUUGGAGGGAAUCACACAGAAACUCACUAUUUUGGAACAGGUAUAGUUAAAAAAGGAAAUAAAAACAAAGAAGUCCAAA